AUGACUAAUACUCUUGAAAGUUUUACAGAUGUUUUGGGCGAUGAAAUUGGUAACUCCCAACCUCUGUCUUUGCCGUCAUCUACUGAAAGUAGAGGCUUGCCUCUGUCUGUCAAUAAUCCUAUUAAUGUUGGAGUAACAGAACGCCCAUCUAAAUGUACUGGACAACGUGGACAAUUCAGGAGUGUGGAGGAAAUAGACCCUAAAUACCGGGAUGUGUUUUCGUAUCCAUAUUUCAACCUGGUACAAUCUAGAGUUAUAGAAGAUGCCCUAUAUUCAGACAAGUCCAUAGUUGUAUGCGCUCCGACUGGAUCAGGCAAGACAGUUGUGUUUGAAAUGGCCAUAGUGCAGCUUUUGAUGGAACUGGAAGACAAACAGUACUCUGAAGAUUUCAAAAUUAUUUACAUGGCUCCAGUUAAAGCGUUAUGCACAGAAAGAUUGACCGAAUGGUACUCAAAGUUUACGAAGCUUGGUUUGAUGUGUAUCGAAGUUACUGGCGACACUGAUGUUGAUUUCACACAGUUAAAACCUUACAAAAUAAUAAUAACGACUCCAGAGAAAUGGGACAUGUUGACGCGUCGGUGGCGGGACCACCGCGGUUUGGUCGAAGUGGUCAAGUUGUUCCUGAUAGACGAGGUUCACAUACUGAACGAUGAGACGAGAGGACCCGUGCUAGAGGCUGUUGUAAGCAGGAUGAAGACUAUUGAAAGUUCAGCCCAAUCAGUCCAUCGUAUAGAACAAUUGCAAAAAGAGAUGCAAGGUGAAACAGUAUCGUACAAAUCACCUCCGAGGAUAAGGUUCGUCGCAGUAUCUGCUACCGUUAGCAACCCUGAAGACGUCGCCACUUGGCUGGGAAGUAGUGACAAGCCUGCUGUGUUUUAUAAGUUCGGAGAUGAAUGUCGUCCUGUAAAGUUGAAGCGUAUAGUGGAAGGGUACCCGUGCGCUGAAGGUACCAGUAUAUUCAAGUUCGACAUCAUUCUUAACUACAAACUCUGGCCCAUUAUUCAGAAGUACCAUUGCGGGAAGCCUACUCUGAUAUUCUGCAACACCCGUAAGAGCGUAAUAUUGACGGCGGAGACUUUAUCCCGUGAGCUGACAAUUAGCUUCAACGCGGAACAAAAGGCGAAGCUAACUGCACUAGCUUCUACAAUUAAGAACAAGGCAUUACAGGCCUUAGUAAUGAGCGGUGUUGGGUGUCAUCACGCGGGGUUAUUGUACGAGGAGAGACAGAACAUUGAGUUCGCUUUUAGGAAUAGAGACUUACCAAUAUUAAUCACGACAACUACUUUGGCAAUGGGCGUUAACUUGCCUGCACAUCUGGUCAUCGUUAAGAACACACAGCAGUAUGUCAAUGGAGCCUAUCAGGAGUACAGUAUAAGCACAGUACUACAGAUGGUGGGUCGCGCCGGCAGACCGCAGUUUGACACUGAAGCCACCGCCGUCAUCAUGACACGCCUCGUCGACAAGCCUCGUUACCAAGCGCUGGUGGGUGGAUGCGAGCCCUUGCAAAGCUUUUUGCACAAACGUUUGCCAGAGAACCUGAACAGCGAGGCGGCUUUAGGUACAGUCGGGGAUGUUGCCCAGUGUGUGCAAUGGCUGCGUUCUACCUUUCUUUAUGUACGCGCUGCAAAAGAUCCUAAGAAGUACCUUGGAUUAUCACAAAAUUCACCUCAACACUUGAUAUCUAAGAAAAUUGAGGAACUAUGUGUUAAAGCAAUGAACAGUUUAGCUUCUUCAGGACUUAUUACAAUGGACGAAGCUAGCUGUAUCCAGUCAACGGAGGCUGGACGACUUAUGUCCAUAUUUUAUUUAGAUUUGGAAACUAUGAAGCAGAUUAUGAAGGUUGAAGGUUCAGAAACUUUAGAGCGUCUUUUAACAUUAAUUUGUGAGAGCCACGAAUUAGCUGACAUGCAUCUUCGAGUGGACGAACGAAGAUGUUUGAACCUUCUCAAUAGGAACCAAGCGGCAGCCACUAUACGGUUUCCUAUGAAAGGCAAAAUCAGCACACGGCAGAUGAAACUUAAUUGCAUCAUUCAAGCCGUCCUCGGUUGUCUACCGAUUCCCGAUCCGUCUCUCAAUCAAGAGGCUAUGAAAAUUAUAAGAAUUGCUGAGAGAGUUUGUAAAUGUCUAGUAACAUACGUCACCCGCCCAGACCUAGUAGCUCAACAGCCGAUGUUCUACUCAGCUAUUCUGAACUCGAUACUACUUGCGAAGUGUAUAACAGCACAUCUUUGGGAAAACUCGCCAUAUGUAAGCAAGCAACUGAAGGGCAUUGGACCGACUUUCAGUACAUUACUCGCAACUGCUGGUAAGGUCAACUUCAUUCUGCUGGAAGAAAGCCAUCCAAGGGAUUUGGAACGGAUAAUGAACAAAGGAGCCCCAGCAGGCAAUGUUCUUCGCAAACAAAUUAGUUUGCUGCCAAAGUACCAACUGACAAUGGUACCAGUAGAUGAGAAGACCGUUACCCUCCAGCUCUUGCUCAUCAACCAAGCUUACUUGGCUGAGAACAUGGGGAAUUUGACGGCAGGAGAAAAUCAUAAAAGUUACAUCAUUGUGGGUGAUUCAAACAAUCAUCUGUUGCUGUUGGCUACUUUCAAGGACAAGGACUUAAUAAGCGUUUUCGAUGGCAUUAUUAGUCAUGAAAUAAGGCGCAAACACAAUUUUGAACACAAAAUAUUUGCUCAUUGCGUGAGCUCCUCCUUUGUGGGCAUUGACGCUCAAGCAGAAUAUUUGUUCAACGAUUUAGAACCCUUUCUGGGAGGGACAAAUACACAAAAGAAUAACAGUCAAAAGAAUUCAGCAACUAAUAAAAAAGUUACAGAACGCCAAACGUGCAUAACGGAUACAUUUAAAGAACGUAAAAGAAAAAAUACUGAUGCCAUCGAAAAGUCGAAAGAAAAGAAGAAACGUGAAAGUGCUAUGAUUGAAAGUUUCAAAUAUCUCAAACAAUCGUUUGAAACAGCGUCUAAAAAUGUAAAUCAAAAUGUUCAGAUGAAUACCAAUAAAAAGAGCACAAAUAAUAUAAAUUUCGGGCACUCAGAACCAAGUAAUUCGAAUUGUAACGACGUUGGGAAUAGAAGACAGGAUGAUACACAACAUUCUACGUCAGUUCUUAAUAUGUGUCCCGAAGAAAUGGAUAGUGAUGAGUUUAUAGAUGAAGGAAAAAUAGACAGUAUCCUCAAUGAAAUUGAAAACGAAAUGAAUAAAGGCAAACCAAAUCCUAACAACAGCAAUGCACGUUUUCGUACUAAUAUCAAUACGCCAACUUUUAACAAAUCGACAACACACAGUCUUAACACUAUGACUAACUUAUAUUCCACUACGAAAUCUACUAAUUACUCUACCGGUCCCUUAAGAAAACGUAAACCUGUGACCACAAAAUCGAAUUAUAAUUUCAUAGAUUUGUUAGAAAGGAAACUAAGUUUAAGUGACAAUGAAGACGUGAUCGAGGUUCCACAAAAAGACAAUGGGUUUUCAGACACUAUAAAGAGCCAAAUACAAAAAUAUUUGACCAAAACAAAAACUACAAUACCUGAUAAAAAUGUUGAGAUUUUGACAAUAUUAGAUGAUCCACAGACCGAAUUACCGGAUGAUACAGAACUAAAUCAAACUCUUCUGGUUGAAGAAUUACCAAAAACUGUACAACAUGAAGAUGUAGGACAUGAAACUGAACAUGUAGGACAUGCUACAUAUGAAAUUAAAGAAAUAUUAGGCCCGACAGAUAGUACAAAUGUACAAAACAGUCAAGUUCGUGGUACAAAUAACAUUACAUGCUACCAAGAUGAUAAUGAUGGAACAAACGAAAAAGAUGUAUCUGAAAGGAAUAAGAAAGUUGAUGAUAACCAUGAAUUUGCUGAUUAUAAUACAAAUAUAGAACAAUUGACCGAUUUUAGUGACAAAAGCACCAUAGUGUUAGAUGACGAAACGAUAAAGCCUAUCGAUAAAUGCCAUGAAGUAAAAGAUAAUUUCAUGGAAGUUAUAGAAAGUAAGAAUGAUACAGAAGAAAAUUUUAAUGAAAUGGGUAAAAGGAACCAAAAUGACAUACAACUCAUAGAAAAUGGUAAUGAGCACCUUGAUGAACAAUUAAUCAGUCCUACAACUGAAAAUAUUCAAUGUAUUGAUACAAAUAAAACAAGGUAUUCCACUAUAGAUGAGAGUUUAGAAGUAAAGGAAAGUGACUUAACUACACAAAAUAAUGACACUGAAAGAGUUGAAGAUAACGUUGACGAGCCCCUUAGACAAAUAGUUCCACUAAAUAUUAAUCAACUUGUAUCAAAUAAUGAUACAUUAACUACUGAUGUUCUAAAUAGAGAAGAAUUUGCUCCUGAUAUAUCUUCUGAUCCGAUAGGGAUAGAUUGUAGACAGAGUAAUCGUGCUUCAACUGCGCCUACUUUUUUCUUACCACCUUCUUCCGCUCAAAGCACAUCAAAUUAUUUCUCAAAAACUAUAGAAACAGAUCAAAGAAAAACUAAAUUCGUUCAAAGAUUCACUUACGUUGCGAGUAAGAUAGACGUUUGCACAAAGCAAACUCCAGAAUAUAGUAUGCAAGUUAUCAAAAAGAUGAAAAUGGAUGUAGACAUAACGGCGAUAGUGUCCCGUAAGAAUGAUUGUUUUAAUUCUAAUGAUUAUGAUCAAAGAUCCAAUAAGAACAUUGAAAUGAUUGAGGUUCUAAGAUCAAAUAAUACUACAAGAGAGGAUAAUGGACUUAUAUCCACGUAUAAUAAUGAAAGAAAUGAUACACCUAAAGUAAUCUUUCCACCUAUACAUUUUUCAACGUCAACUGAUAGUUCAGCUAUGCUUCCCAGAGAGGGUAGUGUGAAUGAGGUUGUAAACAGUCAUGUGAGAAGUACAAAUACUAAUGAAACUCUUCCUAAUAAUACUAAAAAUGUAUUAAACGAUAACACGAAUGAGAUACUAUCGUCCAAUCAUUCUGAACAUUUAGAGGCAAAGGAUAAAUGCGAAAAUUCAAGCAAAGAUAUAAGACAAACAGAUUCUGGAAAUGCUUCUGUUGGUGAAAAUAAAAUUCAAAAUAUUUUACAAAAAUAUAGCAAGAAAUUAUCGACAAAUACAACUAUACCACCAACGCCAAGUUGUUCAAACAUCAUUAGACCUAGAUACAACAGUUCACCUAAAAUUAAAAGUAGAAAACCAUUUAAGAUAUCCGAUCUACACAAAUUGCAUGCUAGUAUACCUGAUACUAUCGUAGAAAACAAAACAGAAGUUCAAAAAGAUUUAUUACAAACGCCUAAAAUGAACUUGAUUGUAGAAGCUACAAAAAAACUCGAGACAUUAAAUAAAAGUGAGUUGACGCAAAAUGUCGAACUGGAUUUAGAACCUAUAAAUGAAUAUGUAUCCCCAAAAAUAGACCUAGAACCUAAGGUCUGCAAUAUAGAUCAGUCUAUGUUUAAUCCUAAAAAACUUUUGCAAUGUGUAGCUGACGAUGGACCUGAGAUAGUUCCUCCACCGCCAGAAUUCUGUGAUGAGAUUUCUUAUUCGCCUGAAGGGGAUUUGGUAGCCUGUGGCAGAAAUGAAAUGCUUACAUCGCAGCUUCAUGAUUUUACAAAUAAUUAUGAGGAAUGCAAUGAGAGUAUAUUCGACGAUAACACAGGUUCUGAUCUAACUCCCUCAAAAGAAAUUGAGACAUGGGUCUUAUCUCAAGAAGACGACGAUUGUGAAUCUAAUAUGUCUUUGAAUAUAAGUCCUACUAAAUCGUACACAGUGAUGCGGAAAAAUUAUAGCAACAACAGCAAUUUCUCAUACAAGAAUAUUAUGUCGAGACAUGCCAAAUUAGGAAAGUUUAGAUUCAGUCAAAAAGAUAAAUUUAGACCAAAAAAAUGAUACAAAAUAAAUGUAAAUGUUUGAAGAGGUGUCUGUUGUUUU
This is a messenger RNA of Spodoptera frugiperda (fall armyworm), 5877 nucleotides long. RefSeq lists its product as uncharacterized. The coding region runs from base 1 to 5835 and encodes 1944 amino acids. Lineage: Eukaryota; Metazoa; Arthropoda; Insecta; Lepidoptera; Noctuidae. The record is from RefSeq and is a predicted model, not a curated record. The transcript is spliced from 22 exons. Gene Ontology annotation, molecular function: ATP binding; nucleic acid binding.